This is a messenger RNA of Peromyscus maniculatus bairdii (prairie deer mouse), 757 nucleotides long. The record is from RefSeq and is a predicted model, not a curated record. Lineage: Eukaryota; Metazoa; Chordata; Mammalia; Rodentia; Cricetidae.
GCUCAAAAGGCACAUUGCACCAAUCAACACCAAAAAAUGCUUUUAAUAUCAGAGCCAUCUUAAGACGGCUGAGCUAGCUGGAUGUCAUGCCUGCCUGGCUGAUUGCUCUGCUGAGUACAGAAGUAUUACUUCUAGCAGAUCCCUACCUGAGUUUCCAGGUUGAACCUGCAGAAGGUAGCCUCUCAGGGGGAACGUGGAUCACAGUUGUUUUUGAAGGUUUGGAGAAAAGUGUUCUUUACCGCAACAAUGGCUCUCAGCUGGAGAUAGACCUGGUGAAUGUGGCAGUUCCUGCCUUGCCCAGGAUCCCCUGUGACGUCUCUCCUGUCUUCAUGGAUUUGCCUGUGGUGACUUGCCAGACCAGAUCUCUGCUGUCUGAAGCUCAUGCAGGUCUGUACUCUCUGGAGAUACGUUCUGGAGAGCAAGUGCUCGGCGGCCCAUGUCCAGGGUCACUAGACGGCUGUACUUUCAAGCCCACUCCAAAGAGCCUGCUGCGGGCACUGACAAGUCUGAAGGACUCACAGAAGGUUUAUCAGGCAGCUGGCGGCUGUGACUUCUCAUUCUAAUCUGCUGUUUUUACCAUCCCUCUCUGGCCCACCUACCUUCCCAUCUUGCUGUUGCUGACCUCACUGGGCUCAAGGAUCAGCGUGUAGGAAGCCUGCUUUGGAAGCUCAUUAAUUUUUCACUGUUCUGUCUCCAGCAUGGUGGGUGACCAGAAGUCGGUUUCUCUUAGAAACAGUACUAUUUUAUGUUUUAUGAA